Messenger RNA from Lemur catta (Ring-tailed lemur), 2774 nucleotides. It is a transcript of the gene ZNF517, whose product is annotated as zinc finger protein 517. The transcript is spliced from 6 exons. Gene Ontology annotation, molecular function: DNA-binding transcription repressor activity, RNA polymerase II-specific. Gene Ontology annotation, biological process: negative regulation of transcription by RNA polymerase II. Lineage: Eukaryota; Metazoa; Chordata; Mammalia; Primates; Lemuridae. The record is from RefSeq and is a predicted model, not a curated record. The coding region runs from base 739 to 2229 and encodes 496 amino acids.
AGAGGCUGGAGGGAGUUGGAGAGGUUGCAGAUUCUCGCAGAGGUCUCCCAGGGCUCGGUUUUCGCCCUUUGAGCUGCCGAGGUCUCUGCUUGGAAGCACCAGGGAGGGCAGUGAUGGGCGUCGAGGUGGUAGCUGCGGUGUGGGAGUGAGUCCCUGCUAGGAUAGGGUCACCCUACCCAGGGAGGAGGAGAGAAUCCCCACUUCCCCCAGGCUUCGCGGAGCGCGGGAGGGGCAGCCGGCCCAGGAAAUAGGGAGGGCCUAGCUGUGGGUCUCAGGGGCGAGGAAGGAGGAGGUCGGAUGGGCAAGAUCGCGCCCUGCUGAGAGCGUGAAUGAAGGGAUACGAGACUGGACCCUGACUGUAAAGAACCCUUUCCUGGAGAGAUGGCCUCUCCAGCCACCGUGCCCCUCAAGCUUGGGGGUCGCCGCACGCAGCCCCGGCCCUCAGCGGCUCUCGCGAUAGCCCGCCCCAAGAGCCCGAGAGCGCCGAGACUACGGGGCGCCACCGAGGUGCUUGGUCCUCCUAGCCUCUCAGAGCGGCGUCGCGGCCCGUUUCCGGGGGCGGGCCAGAAUCUGGAGAGCUGUGCGCCUGCCGCCCUGCGUUCCCCUUGUUGCUAUCCCGGGCGGCUGGCCAGGGUGGCCCCUCCCUGAGGACAUGCACUCCCCAGACAGGAGCAAACAAAAACCAGCAGUGCACGCACCAUCUCUAGCACCUGCUCCACUCCCACUGGAUACCCUGGAAUGGUGAUGCCACGCCCAAUGCCUGGACCCCAGGAGACCAUUGUGUUCGAGGAUGUGGCUGUGUACUUCACGAGGAUAGAGUGGAGUUGCCUGGCCCCUGAUCAGCGGGCACUCUACAGGGACGUGAUGCUGGAGAACUAUGGGAACCUGGCCUCGCUGGGCUUUCUUAUCACCAAACCAGCACUGAUCUCCCUCUUGGAGCAAGGGGAGGAGCCAGGGGCCUUGAUUCUGCAGGUGGCUGAGGAGAGAGGAACCAAGGCCAGCCUGUGCACAGAUUCCAGGAUGGAGUCUGGGAUGGCAGAGUCUCCUCCAAAGAGGGAGAUCUCUAGGCAGGCCAGACUGUCAGGCAUGGUUUGGGGAUGCCUCCCCAGGAGGGACCCCAAGCUAUCUGACCUCAAUGGCAGUCCUGAGGACAGAUCAGAUAAACAACGCCUCCUCCCCUGGGCUCAGGCUGAGGAGUUAAGCAUCUCCCCAGGGGUUCUGCGAAGAGAAGAACUGGGCAGCCGGCCUACAAGGAGCUCAGCCAGCGGGCAGAGAGGCUAUAGGUGCGAGUGCGGCAAGGUGUUCAAGUACAACUCGCUGCUGCUCAGGCACCAGAUCAUCCACACAGGGGCCAAGCCCUACCAGUGCACCGAGUGUGGGAAGGCCUUCAAGCAGAGCUCCAUCCUGCUGCGGCACCAGCUGAUCCAUACUGAAGAGAAGCCCUUCCAGUGCAGCGAGUGUGGGAAGGCCUUUCGGCAGAGCACGCAGCUGGUGUCCCACCACCGGGUCCACACCCGGGAGCGGCCCUAUGAGUGUGGUGAGUGUGGCAAGACCUUUACCCGCAGCUCCCGGCUCCUGCAGCACCAGAAAUUCCACACAGGGGAGAAGGCCUACGAGUGUAGUGAGUGUGGCAAGGCCUUCUGCCGCCGGUUCACCCUCAACGAGCACUGCCGCAUCCACAGUGGGGAAAGGCCUUACAGCUGCCUACGGUGUGGGCAGCGCUUCAUCCGAGGGUCGUCGCUCUUGAAACACCACAGGCUGCAUGCUGAGGAGAGCCCCCAGGACAACGGUGGAGGUCAGAACCCCUUGCUUGGUGUGGCACAGAAGGCCCAUGCGGGGGACAAGUUCUAUGAGUGUUCAGUGUGCCAGAAGCCCUUCAGACACAACUCUUUGCUCCUUCUGCACCAGCGGCUCCACACGGGCGAGAAGCCGUUUGAAUGCUCGGAAUGUGGCAAGGCCUUCAGUCGCAAGUCCAACCUCACUCUGCACCAGAAGAUCCACACCAAGGAGAAGCCCUUCACAUGCACAGAGUGUGGCAAGGCUUUCCGCAGGAGCUACACACUGAACGAGCACUACCGGCUCCACAGUGGCGAGAGGCCAUACAGGUGCCAGGCCUGCGGGAGGGCCUGUAGCCAGCUGUCCACCCUCAUCCAGCACCAGAAGAUCCAUGGCCGAGAGCAUCGGCAGGGUGGAGGUGGCAGGCGGGUUCCCCGCUGGACGCCCCGUUGAUGGUUAAAACAGGCAGAAGAUCUACCCACUCCAGAGGGGCCCCAGCACAGAAAGCUGUAAACCCACGUCCUGAGGGUGCAGCAAAGGAAGGGGCCAGGGAGGAUCUAUCCCAAGGUCGAGCAUAAGGAACACAAGAGGGAGAUGAGCAGGACAGGGAGGAGGGUGUGCCUAGAGGGAGUCCCCACUGGCCCUCAGCCAGAGAGUGGUGAGGCUGCAUGUGGGUGUGCCAGGACAGCAGCUUUCUGAGCCCAGAUAAGUCUGUCCUGAUGCACACACAGGCUCCAACAAACCAAAUGGAGAUUGUGGGUGGGGUAUUUUUCUUUUUCUUUCUCCCAUCCGAGUACUAACCAGGCCCGACCCUGCUUAGCUUCUGAGAUCAGACAAGACUGGGCACGUUCAGGGUGGUAUGGCUGUAGACUCUUUUUCUGUCUUUUUUGAGACAGUCUCACUCAUUGACCCCAGCUAGAGUUGUAGUGACGUCAUCAUAGCUCACUGCAACCUCAAACUUAUGGGCUCAAGUGAUCCUCCUGCCUUAGCCUCCCAAG